This is a messenger RNA of Exophiala dermatitidis NIH/UT8656, 3462 nucleotides long. Its product is annotated as protein-serine/threonine kinase. Bases 1 to 3462 code for a protein of 1153 amino acids. NCBI's taxonomy places the organism in Eukaryota, Fungi, Ascomycota, Eurotiomycetes, Chaetothyriales, Herpotrichiellaceae. The transcript is spliced from 3 exons. Gene Ontology annotation, biological process: protein phosphorylation; microtubule cytoskeleton organization; intracellular signal transduction. Gene Ontology annotation, cellular component: cytoplasm. Gene Ontology annotation, molecular function: ATP binding; protein serine/threonine kinase activity; tau-protein kinase activity. The record is from RefSeq and is a predicted model, not a curated record.
AUGUCAAUGGACAUGAUGCAGCCUCCUGGCCCUUACCACAUACCUACCUCUUCCGCCUAUUCCUCACCCAGCGAUGGCCAGUACAGCGAGCAGCAAGAUCGAGAUGUGGAGGGCUACUACAACGACCAGUCCGAGGUCGCAACAGGAACGUACCAGAACCCGUGGAGGACAGAUCCAGCUUCUGGCGUUUAUCAACAUUCUACACACAACGCCGGCGAUGACUUGGGAUACAAUACUCAGGCACAAGAGCCCCCCAUUAUUACUGCCCCCUACCAUGCGCAAACCACCACCCUCCCUUAUCAUUAUCGAAACCAAUCUGCUGCACAUGAUCAAUACGACGGAGCCCCCGUACCGCCACCGAGAACUUCGUCACAACAACAAGGUUAUCCUCGCAAUCAAGCGCACUCUGUCUCUACCUCAUCGGAAGCGAGACCCGCGGGGUCAAGGCAUACGAGGCAGAAUAAUUCGGACGCACAGACAAGUCGAGUUCAAAACCAUGUCGGAGAUUACAACGAAGGAACGCGAGACAGGCCACGGGACGAUACAGCCACGGCGGCCGCAUCUGCUGCACGUAGCCGAAGAAAAGGCCCUGCAAGCCCCGAUGGUCCACAGCGAGCCGCAAGCACGAAAGAAAGAAGUGAGCACAAUUCCCCGUCCCAAAGUCGUUCCGAAGCGGCCAUGCUCUCGACGACGGCACCUGCGCCUUUGGUGCGCGAACACAGCGAGGUGAUCAAUCGACUCGUCGUGUCAGACCCUCAGGUUGAUGAAGAACGACUGCAAGAGCGAGUUGCAGAAGCGCAGCCCGCCCCAAUCAGCGACACUGCAAUUGCUGACGUAGCUUCCGAUGAUGUUCUGCCCGCCCCUGGACCGGCGCGGCGGCAAGACUAUUCCAAAGCUCGAAGGAAAGAAGUACAGUUUGGCGACUACAUGCUUGGACAAACUCUAGGUGAAGGGGAAUUCGGCAAAGUCAAACUGGGUUGGAAGAAAGAUGGAAGCACUCAGGUGGCCAUCAAGUUGAUUCGGAGGGAAACGGUGGCCUCUAACCCGACGCGACUGCCUAAGAUCUAUCGCGAAAUCUCUAUCUUGCGCGAUUUGGCGCAUCCCAACAUUGUCCGACUGCACGAGAUGGUGGAAACAGAACGACAUAUUGGCAUCAUUCUAGAAUAUGCAUCAGGAGGCGAGCUGUUCGAUUACAUUCUCAAUCAUCGCUACCUCAAAGAUCCGGCGGCCAGACGAUUGUUUGCUCAGCUUGUUUCAGGAGUUGGGUACUUGCACAAGAAAGGCAUUGUGCACCGAGAUCUCAAGCUGGAAAACCUGCUUUUAGACCAGAACCGGAACAUCAUCAUCACGGAUUUUGGGUUUGCUAACACCUUCGAUCCGAAAGACGAGCUGUCGGACGAAAUUGAGUACAACCUUGGUAACAAGGAGUUUGUACGCAAGUUCAAACUCGAUCGGCUUGAUGCCCGUGGAAUGAGGAGGGGCGACUUGAUGCAGACCAGCUGCGGUAGUCCUUGCUAUGCCGCCCCCGAACUGGUUGUGAGUGAUUCCUUGUACACAGGCAGAAAGGUGGACGUGUGGAGUUGUGGUGUCAUUCUGUACGCUAUGCUGGCCGGAUACCUGCCUUUUGACGACGACCCUGCAAACCCCGAGGGUGAUAAUAUCAAUCUUUUGUACAAGUACAUCACCACGACGCCGUUGACCUUCCCUGAGUACGUCACUCCACAUGCGCGAGAUCUUCUGCGGCGGAUUCUAGUUCCCGAUCCACGAAAGCGCGCCGAUUUGUUCGAAGUUGCUCGUCACAGUUGGUUGAGUGAUUACCACCAUGUGGUCUCUCACAUUACCAGUAGUACCACCAAUGUCGCCGAUAUUGCGCAUACUGCUGUUCCGGCCGAAGACGAGCCACCACCUCUGAACCGAAGCGCAUCUGUCCGGGAAGGCCCAUCGAGAACCGGAGGGACUUCUUCGCCUGGCCUUUUGUCUCGCACCCCCGAAGGAUUACUGCACGAUGUUGACGAAUCUUCCACCAGCUCUCGUCGUGAUCGCACUGCCCGCCAUACCUUGCAACCGGAGUAUGUGCCACCUCAGACCCAUACAGCUCGUGUACAAAGCACAGCCGCCGUGGCGCCGUCGGCGAGCCGUAGCGGAGCCGAACAAGCAGUCAAUGCUGGUUACGCACCGGCAACGUCUCUGUCCAAACCGUUACCUCAUGACCCGCCAGUCGAGGGCACACAGCGGAGAACACAGUCCUCGACUCACGAUAAGAUGUCAUCACCCGUCCGGCCAGGUCGUGAUAUUCCAAGGUCGGUUUCUGAUUCUACUAGUGCCUUUGGCGCAAGUCCCAACGCAACUCACGGCGGUCAAUACGUGACCAGACCGAGCACUCAGGGGUCUAUCACCUCUACUAGUGGUCCUACCAAUACGCGGUCUGAUCUUCGUCUGCCAUCCCGCGGAUCAUACGGACAACCAGUCGCGCCGACAGUUGCUGCUACCAACGUGCAGGGUCGAGUCACGCAACCCGCGAAGCCGGUCAGAGGCUACAACAUCUCCGGGCCGAUUCCACAGUCGGGAGCGCAGAACUCGAUAGGACAACCGAUGACGACCCCUAUGCCGGCGCCUGACCCACAGCCCGCUCAGAAAGCUACACAUCAUCGCCGGUCAAGCACGUUGAGCGGGCUCGGCGAAAGACUAUUUGGCCGGUCCAACUCGGUGGCAAAGAGAGAUCCCGAGCGACAAAAGAACGGCCGCAAGUAUCCUCCAACCAGUAUGAGGGAAUAUCCAUCGGAUGCGGCACCUCGCAUGUCGACUGACUCGAAGCGAUCGUUCUCGUUUGGGCUGGGGAAGAAGAGGAGCACUGAUUUGGAAACUCAGACAGAGAAGCCGGUACGACGAUUUUCACUUAUUCCUAACUCGCUGUCAUUCAAGGGUCUGAUGGGUGGCUCCAAGGACGAAACGGUAGCCCCGUCUGCGAGUCCGCGCGGCGACCGACAUGUGCAGCCUGCUUCGAGUCGCCCCGCGACAGGCCACGAACACGCGGCCCGACAAGUGUCUAAUACGGACGGACAGCAAGAGUCAUCGAGGCCCGUUGCGUAUAACAACUACUCUCGGCCUCCGCAGCAACAGUAUCAAUCUCCAAGAGUAGGGCCAACACAGCCGUCGAAUGACGUUUAUGGGGGCACUGGGGUAUAUUCUCCUCCAGGGCAAGGCCGGAACCAUCAACGUCAACAGAGUGAACCGAUGUCUCAGAUGAUGUCUCAGUAUCCUGAAAUGAGCGAAGCAGCUGUCAGUCGGCCGUCAAUGCAACAGGGGCGAUCAGGACGGGUGGUGCUUGUCAAGAACAACCGCCGAUUUAAUGAGGCCUACGACCGUGAUCACGGACCUACUCAUCACGGCGGCCGUUCUGGGGCGGUGAAAAAGGUGCAAGAUUUCUUUCGACGUCGCCGAGCUCCAGCUGAUGGUUACUGA